GACCAACACGGCCAACAGAGCCAACACGGCCAACCGAUGUCGGCAUCCCUCAUAGCUCGAUAAUGGGUAAUGAAAUCUUGGGCAAUAUUAGUAUCAUUUUGUGCACAGCGACGGGGCAAAUCUGGCAAUAUAAGAGCUUUGAGAUUCUGAGGCGCUGGAGAGAUUUAUUGGCUGGAUAUAAUUUUCACAGGUGGUGCUGUUGGCCCUAAAAUACAGAAUACGCCACGCCUGAGGGCAUCUGCACGCCCAUCACAUUCCCCACUGCAGUGUGGUGAGCACCGACGCUGAGUGGCCGGGCAGACAGGUAUCGGCCGUGCCCCCUCUCCCAAAAAUCACAGGCUUCCCCGCUCGGACACCUGGACUCGCCUGCGCCAUUAAACUCUAAAAAACAAACCAACAGAAACUCUGCCGCCCACCAUGCAGCCGUUUGCUCUUCUUGUCGCUGCCCUUGUCGCUACUGUUGCUCAGGCCGCCCCUGGCGGUACUGGUGGUAACGGUCUCUUCUUCGCCACUGUUGAAGAUGCAUCGGAGUAGUUCUGCCUUUACUUAUACCAUUGUGAUUUCUUUUCGUUUAGGGAGAGGAAAGGGGAGCAUGAUACCAUAUACCCACGCAUAGAUUAACGCAUAUAUAUUUGUUCUGUUUUGGAGUUGGGAGCCAUACCUUGAGAUAUUCACCACGUCAUGAUCUCCUUACGCAACCAUGUGGCCUUUCGGCAUGCUCGGUCAAUCUGCUUAAACCUUGUUAUAUCUGGCUCGUAAAAUACAAGCCAGGUAGAGGGGUAUAUUUAUCAUUAUCAUCGUGCCUGGCGUGCCGCGUUGGACCGAAGACGGGAAGGUUUCUUAGGCGUUGGUGGCUGAAACGAGGUGGUCGAACUCUGUUUGCAGGGUGGAGAAACCCACUCCAAAAGUAGACCUGCUGUUGGCCCUAGUAAAUAUACAUUGUUGGCUGCUCGCCCCGUCCCAUCCCCUCAUCAGAUCUCGUCCGUCUCCCUCUACACCUUCUAUGAUAUCUGCUAUGAGCUCGAGCAAAUAGCCGAUGCCAUGGAUUUAAGCAAUCUUUCUCUAUCUGAGAAAGGCUUGGUUUUGGUUCAUGCCGCAUCUCUCUUGUCCUCCCUUUUGCUCUAUGUCCCGCCGCAUAUCACUGGGCGAGAGCCACAACGUCUGGCAGUAGCCAAGCCUAUACGUUUGGCUGCUGUCUUUGGCAAGGCCGUCGUCUUAUGUACUGAGAAGGAAAAUGGGAUCUUGCACGAUUUCCUUAGCACUCUUGCCCUUCUUGGCUGCGCAAUGCCGGCAUUUGCACUUGUAUUCCCUAACCUUGUCGCUCUAUUUAGUGGCCAGCAUGUUCUAUACAUAAGCAUCGUUCUCGACAUACUCUUUGAUGCUAUCGCCGCCCCUCAGUUUUCUCGGUUUUUUGUUUCGCCACUCCUACCUCGCCUAGGAUUAAUAUCGAUGACAAUCAACUGUAUACUUCUCGCACGACCUCCAUCAAGUCUUGCGCAAGCUGCUCAAUCCAGGGACUGGUCAUUCACUAGACCUUUAAAAGAGUUUUGGAGUACAACAAUGUCAAUUACAAAAGAAGCCACUAUCCCAAAUCCCGAUGCUAUCCAACCUGCCGACCGAUAUGUACAUCAGGAUCAGUUUGCUGUAACCAUUGAAAAGCAGCUUUUUACUUUACAGGACAAGCGAAAACAGUCAAAAGAGGACGGCACAGUACACAGCCUAGCAACAGCAUUGGUUUCAUUCCUGCUUGAUGGUCACCCAGCGAUUCUCUUUCAAGUCUUCAUUUUCGCUCUCUUAUCCGUGCUCCAGUCUAUUUACUUGCAAAACACACUCCCUCUGCUUGGCUUGGCUUCCCCAAAGCUCACCCCUGCGCACCUACAUUUUGUGCUGGCUACAGCCGUUUUGUUCACUGGGAUGGCUAUUAUCAAAGCAAAACUUGGUGCACUUACCGUUGAUGCUACCUAUAAAACUAAACAGGUAUUGACAGCUGCUGUAUUCCAGAAGACCCUGCGCCUAAAUAAGCGUAUUGCUCUGGAUUCAACAGCUCGCACCUUACUAAGCGACGAAAUCGAAACCAUAGUAACCAACAUGCCAUUUGCUUCGUCUGCCAUCCUUAGCGUGGUAGAGAUAUGCUUCGCCUUAUUGGCGUUAAGAUACACGGUGGGCACACUAGGUUCUCUUGUCUUGGUAGCCAGUACAAUUCUACACCUGUACAUGGUGCAUCAUACGUCGCAGAUGGGAGAGCAACAGGCACAAAUAUCACAAGUCUCCCGAAGAUUGUUUUUAGCCGUUAAAGAUAUGGUUGGCUGUAUUGUGCCCCUCAAGAUGAUGGGCCUAGAAGACACAUACUUUACGCGCAUUCAUGCUCUGAAGAUGACUGAGCAAAAUGUAUGGCGGGAAAUCCAUCUAUCACAGAUUUCUCAAUCAAUUCAAACUGCGUUUUACGUGGGUCUCUCAACCUGCGUUCUCCUGGUCUCCAUGAUCUGGAAAUGCAAGGUUCAGGGCAUCUCUAUUACAGCCACUGCUCCUAUUGCUGCGUUGCUAUUUUAUCAAGUCAGUAUUUCGGCAGUAUAUAUACCUUCUCUACGUCUCAUAACCUCGAUAAAACAUAAUCUCGACCAAAUUGAAGAAUUUCUCGAUACGGCCGAACCGAUGGAACAGAGACAACUACGAGCGUUAGGUGAGAGCGCGAACUCAGAUGGAGCGAAUGUUCGAAUUGCGGGUCUCACAUGCUAUUUGAAUGGAACCACGGAACCCCCGUUCCGCAGAUUGGAUCUGUCACUCAAGAGUGGGACAGUGACAGUUAUACGAGGCUCGAGCGCCUCCGGUAAGUCAGCAAUUCUUGAAUCGGCAUUAGGUACGAUUACUGCCACAGCAGGGAGUAUUGAAGUACCAGACUGCCCUAUCGCCUACUGCAGUCAGACUACAUGGCUUCAAAAUGCCUCUAUUCGGAAUAAUAUUAUUGGCUUAUCGACGAUUGACGACAAUUGGUACGAUCAGGUUGUCAACGCUUGUGACUUGCAAGUAGACUUUGAGGCCUUGCCUCAAAGUGACUCCACAACUGUCUCUAACAAUUCGCUGAAUCUCAGCGUUGGUCAAAAAAUGAAAAUAGCAUUGGCUCGGGCAGUCUACAGCAAGGCCCCUUUACUACUAUUAGAUGACGCAUUUUCCAUUUUCGAUACAGCUAUGGCGUUAAAAAUUAGCCAAUCAUUAUUUUCUCACGAUAGUGGCCUUUUGAGACAGUCUGGUGUCACAGUACUACUCGCCACUCAAACAUUUCCUAUUCCCGGCGUGGUUGAUGUGGUGUACAAUAUUCAUGCCAACGGAGCCUCUGAAGUUUCUCAUCAGAGCCUACAAUUCACCCCGACAUCCAGCGCAUCGGAUCAAACCGCGCAAGCUCGCAUCGCCCAGCCCCAACAUCAGCCUGCUGAUAGGAUUGGGCCAAUUCACGUUAGAUACAAUGGAUUUUCAAUCAUGGGUCUGUUACGCUUUGUAUUGAAUACCUUUCUGGACAGAAAAUCCUUCUACAGGUUUUUCUGCCUCCUUGUACUAUUCUCUUGUCUUGAAUGGUAUAUUGAUGUUCCUGUUUGGACUGAUUUUCAGUUAAAGAAUAGCAGUGUUUAUUCUUUCUGCAGUUGGGUAUCAGCAUGCGUCAUCAGUGGUGCCAUUACUAUAUUUGCGUAUAGGGUUCUAAAGCUAAAUUUGAUACCCAACUUUGUCAAGUCGACACAUGGUAAGAUGUUGCAAGCAGUAUUGUGGGCGUCUGCCGCGUGUAAUGCGGCCAAUGCCGAUCAAGUUGAGACUAUUAUGAACGAAGACAUGUUUGCAGUGACUAGGCGCCUGCCUAGUGUGCUUGCACAAAUCGUUUACGAUGGUAUCUACCUAGUUUUAUAUUUGGCUACCUUGGUUUCUGUAACGAGGUACUCGAUAUAUUCGGGAGUUGCUGCUAUUAUCGUCUUUUAUCUGGUUCAGAAAAUAUUUGUUGCCGCUUCUCAAGUGGCCGACAAGAUAUCAGCGGCAGCAUCGAUGAAGAUGAAGUCGAACUUCUCCAACAUUAUCGACGGAUUGACACACAUCCACGGCUUUAGAUGGAGCCAUCAGACAUGGAAACAGCUGCUGUCAGACCUGAGUGCAGCACAGCAGGCAACGAGACAACAGUUGAGACUUGACCCCUGGCUUGUUAUGGCUGUUGAUCUUACAAUUGUAGGCGUCAUAUCCUGCUUGGCCGUAUCUCUUACGAUAUUCCGUGAUAGUAUCAGCUCUUAUUCUGUGGCUCUGAAUAUAUUGACGGUCUGCAAACUACACAAAAUGGCGGUUGAGAUGGCAAAGCUCCUCCUCGCAUUAGCAAACACAAAGGAGUCACUCGCUCGAAUGGAAUACUUCCGCUCCAACUUUGAAUCAGAAGAGGUGAGAGAAGCAGUCGUCUUACCUGAGAGAUGGGGUGAAGACGCAUCUAUCGAGUUCAACCGGGCCGUCAUUGGCAAUCAUGCUCCCAUCACAGGCAUUGCCAUACCUGGUCGGUUUGUCACCAUCCGGGGACGCAGCGGAAGUGGCAAAUCACGAAUCUUACUUGCCCUGUUAUCAUUGGUUCCGUAUGAAGGAUCCAUCAAGAUAGCAGGCCGGGAGGUUCGUGAGAUCCCCCCGCGAGAGCUUCGCAAGCACAUCUCCACCAUCACACAAGAGCCGUUUGACCUGCCCGGCACUGUUGAGGACAACCUUUUCCUGUACAAGCUGCGCAAUCCAGAGAUUACCGGACGAGUAUUGGAUACCGUCACCAUGUUUCUCUUGGCACAAAUCGGUAUACUCGAUGCCGUGGGCGAUUACUACGACGCUGCCUUCAGCGAGCUGCACCUCUCGUAUGGUCAACGCCAAGGUGUGAACAUUGCCAGAACUGCACUGCAUAAGUUUCAGACAUCAAACUUCAUUCUUCUCAUGGAUGAUGCUUGUGGCAGACUUGAUCACGAGACUGCAGCGGCCUAUAAGCAGGCAGUGAGGGAAUGCUUCUUUGGCAACGCCAGUAUUAUGGUUGAGACUGCCGACUGCGAUCUUGAGGUUGUUGGACUACUACCGCUGCCUGACCCCGUCGAUCCACUCGCUUAGACGGAAUAGGUAGAACAGGCGGAUGAUUUUGCAAUUGUUGGCAUGUCCUUUGUAUUUUAUUUAUCUUGGUUCUUGUUGCGUUUGCACUACUUGCACUUUACUCCUCUCUGCCCCUUGCUUCAUUGCACACGUAAUUUGCUGUUUAAUGCUUUCUCAAUUAUAUACUGAACUUCAUUAUUAUUUUAUUAAAUAUAUUUACUAAAAUUAAGUCUUUUCCUCUAAAUAUACCGAGCUGAGUAACCAUCACUUCUGAGAAAAAAUAUUCAUAGUC
Molecule: messenger RNA, 5371 nt
Organism: [Torrubiella] hemipterigena
Lineage: Eukaryota; Fungi; Ascomycota; Sordariomycetes; Hypocreales; Clavicipitaceae
Source: the annotation of a GenBank genome assembly